AUGACCGGCGUCGGGCAAGAUCCAUGGCUUUCGAGCACAGAUCCGGUGCCCACCGCCCUGGAUCUGAAGCGGCUGGGUGGCGCGCCGUCAGGUAGGGCACCCGCGGGCUGCACGACGAGAUCCGCCGCUCGGGCUCCGCGAAGGUUUCAAGCGCCAGGUGCACGGCGUCAGCAUCUUCGAAGGUGCCUGGCGACCGACGCCAAGAGGCUCCUGAUCCGCCAGUGCCAGAUCCGGCGGGUCCGACUCCAGCAAAGGCUACGCCUCCGGGACCAGCACCAAGGGGACCCGGCGGUGGUGCCGACGCUAAACCCGAGGCUGCCAUGGCCGGCGUGGCGCCGUUGGCGUCAGGGGCUGUCGCGUUCCACCCGCCCUUCGCGCAGCUGUGGAUGGUGCCCGCUCGGCCUGGUCCUCGCCGGCACCCCGCCCAUCGUCUGCCAGGCACCCCGCUUCAGUUCCAAACCUCCAGGUGUGCCAUGCAAUGCUGGGCCUCAUUGGCUAUGGCGAGGCACGCCCAACUCAGCAGUGCCAGAUGGGCCAUCCGCCGACGCCUGCCUUGGUCGAGCGCCGGCCUGGUUUCGGGCCUUGGGCGGGCCGUUGUUGGCUGAGGCGAGCCCACGGCGACCGGAUCUAGCACGGCUUCCGGCAGCGGCGCACGCAGGCUCCAACGAAGGUUUCCCGCACCUGUAG
This is a messenger RNA of Miscanthus lutarioriparius, 687 nucleotides long. NCBI's taxonomy places the organism in Eukaryota, Viridiplantae, Streptophyta, Magnoliopsida, Poales, Poaceae. The record is from the annotation of a GenBank genome assembly.